Messenger RNA from Ictalurus punctatus (channel catfish), 4049 nucleotides. Its product is annotated as transmembrane O-methyltransferase homolog. Lineage: Eukaryota; Metazoa; Chordata; Actinopteri; Siluriformes; Ictaluridae. Gene Ontology annotation, biological process: developmental process; dopamine metabolic process; catecholamine catabolic process. The transcript has 5 exons. Gene Ontology annotation, molecular function: catechol O-methyltransferase activity. Bases 1171 to 1953 code for a protein of 260 amino acids. The record is from RefSeq and is a predicted model, not a curated record.
GCACUUUUCUGUUCUACCCUUAUGAAUGCUUUUUUUUAGGCUUGGAUAGUUGGAUUAUGUUUAAAAAAAUUUUUUUUACUGUACAUAGCACUGAAAUUGACAGCACAUUUAAAAGUGAAUCUCCAUAAAGCAUUUUUUUCAAUAGACUGUGUUAAACACUUAACGAAGGCACAUCAUUUUAAGUAUGCGAGUAUCUCGACGGUGAAAGUGAGGGUAUUUUUUUCCCCGUACUCCUCAGCCGAGACACUCACACUGCCACGGUGAUGUGAUCGUUCGGAAUAAGUAUAGCCGAGGCCAUUCUCUUCUCCGAGUGGCUCCAGGCCAAGACUCGCCAGUGAGUGAGACUGAAUGUGUAACAAUAGGAAUUAACCAUAAAACAAUACGUUCGUCCUUCGGGAGCCGCUAACUUCUGGUACUCGUUCCGUUCUCAGACCGAACUACUGUUGUGCGAUUUUACAUGCUAGACCAGGUUUUGUUCCAUUCUAACUGAAUAAUUGAUAUUGAGGGACUUGAGGUAUGAAAUCUGCAGUUUAAAAGAGGCCAGAGCUGGAGUCCGGGGCUGAUGGGAGCAUGGCUGGAGGUGGCAAGAGAGUUUCUGCUCUACUUUCUGUUUUUAGACAGCACUAAAAGCAUAAGAUAAGUGUAAGAGAAGUCUGCUUUUAAAGUAAAAGAGCUCCUGGAAUCCAAUAAAUCCUUUUCUUGCUUUAACCUAGUGUGUGAAGUGGGUCCUUUAUUAGUGGGUUGUAUGACCUUGACCUCCAAAGUUGGAGGGAUUCUUAAAAAAUAACACCUACUGAAUAACUGCAUUAAUAAAAGAUGAAAAAUGUCCUCAAAGAUGUCGGAACCAUCCGUCAGUCCAUCCAUCCAUUUUCCAAACCACUUUUCCUACACAGGGUCACGGGGAGCCUGGAGCCUAUGUACUGUACUGCCUAUGUACCUGGUACUGUCGCUGUUCGGAUCAAUAAAGUACUUUCUAGCUCCAUCUCUAUCGCGGUAAUUCAGAGGAGUGUGUCAAGGCCUCAGAACGUGACUCACGUGAUUUAUGUGUGCUGGUGAUGCGUACAAACAGAAAGACACACAAGAUGCGUGUUCAGACAUAUUCGUGCGAAGAUGCAUGCGCAUGUGCUAACUUGGGGAAGUUUUUCAACAUGACAAAAUAUCACUGGUGGAAUGGAAACUAUUGAAGCCACUGAAAGGUCCAAAAUCAUGGUGUCACUGUUCCUGCUGUCCCUACCUCUGCUCCCUGUGAUCAUCACACUUUGUCGCUCACCACUGCGGGCUCUUUAUCAUCGUGUGUGUGAGAGAGUGCUGAAGGUCCUGCGUGGGAAAGUAUGUGUCAGACGCACACAUGCCUACAUCUUCUGUGAGUGUACUCACGGCCAGGCUGAAAGCGUGCUGGCCUCGUUCGACCUUUACAUCAAAACGCACGCUUCUUUCAGCAUCGGGCCAGAAAAAGGUGUGUUCCUGGACGAGGUGGUACGACGCGAGGCUCCACUCAGGGUGCUGGAGUUGGGCAUGCACUGUGGCUACACCUCCGUCCGAAUACUGCGCCUGCUUCCCACCUCCGGCACACUGCUCACGGUGGAGGUGGACCCGCUUACUGCCGAGAAAGGCGAGGAGAUCCUACUUGUCGCAGGUUUCAAAAACUCACAGUUCCAGGUGCUACCCUGCUCCUCAGCUGAAGCCAUCUCCAGGUUAGCAUCUCACCUCGGUGAGGACCUUUUGGACCUAGUGGUGAUGGAUCAUGACCCUGAGCAGUAUCUCCCAGACCUUCUGGCCCUUCAGAGAGAGAAUCUGCUCUCUAAGCGGAGUGUCCUCAUAUUAAACAGAGUUGCGGAAGCCGGAGCUCGGGUCGUGCUGGAGUACCUCACCACCAAGCCACAUGACUACACCGUGCACCAGCGGUUUAAAGACAUGCUGGAGAUCCGCUGCGGGAAUUCUGAGUCGUUUUAAACAUCACAUCGUGUAACAGAUCAAAAAAAUGUCCUCGAACCGUCUCAUUAUUGUUAUUUAUUUCGUUUCAAAGUAUAUUAUUAAGUGAUUGUUACAAAUUUUGGAACUAAAUAGAGAUUAGUUGAAAUUAGUGUGCAGUUACUUGAGGGAAGACCGUAAUCUGGACGCACCAACAAGUGAACAAAGCUCUGUUUUUAAUAUCAUCACCUCUCCCUGUAAUGUUUUAAAAGACCCAGGGAAAAAGAUCUUGAACCAGUCCAUCAUGUAAAACAUUUCAAGCUUUUUAAUAUUCGUAUCUUUGUUCACGUGGACUGGUCGAAUCGUUUUCGACGAAGCUUUGCCGUCUUCUUCAUUUCAGAUCGCUAAUUACAAUUUUUUAAAACCCAAAUAAAGGGUUGAGUUUCAGUGUUUUCACUGCGAAUGCACUUCGCCUUGCAGGAGAUGAAGGUUGAAACGGAACGGUCUACACGAGAACAUUAUAAAUGAAUCGUGCAUCGCUUAAAUGAAAGAUGUCAUGUGAGACAUCAAAAACGAUGAGUUAAACUUAUUUGUCCUAAUUCAUAUUAAUCAUUAUUAUAAGAUGCAUUCUUCCCCCUCGACGUGAAAAACCUUCUUCAACCGGUAAAAAUAAUUUUUCUUUAAAUUGUUUUUUUCUAUUUCUGGUUUAACUUGUAAUCACAUGUCAAACUGCAUUAUGUCCACUAGAUGGCAGUGUUUUUUGAGAAUUGAUUUGUUUUGUUUAAUUUAAUUGGAACAGGUCACAUUUCAUGUGAAACUCGUGUGAAAUAUAUAUAAAAUAUACCUCACGGGGGACCAAGUGUGGAAAAAAUGUAGCUAAAUAUUUGCUGCUUAUCGUAAUCUUGAAUAUAGCAUCAAUGCGUUGUUUGAUACUGUAACAAAGUUUUUACAAUAUGGAUUACAAUAUGGCCACAACUCAGACGUUAGUUCCAUAUCUCUCGUUGCCAAGCUAGCACACCUCAGCAUUAUGCUGAGCCUCAUAUCUGUAAAAAUCACUUAGCUGUCCUUAGCCCAAAUGUAGUGUAAAGGAACGAAAUGCUGAGCAACUUUCCUCACUUUCACUCGCAUGUAUACCAGUCUGUCACAGCGUGAGGGUUCACAACGACCUCGACGGGAGGAUCUGCACGUGAAUGUAACGUUAACGGUCAAAAACUGGACCUGGCGUUAGCCUAGCCUACUUCGUGGGUGUGCAAAUAUCAACAGUUCAUUGACGUUCUUAAGAACAAACCAAGCCAUGGUAUGAUGCCUUCUAUACUAAGCUAAGGUCACCUACUAUUUAGGGAUCUAGUUACUGACUGUCUGAAUAAAAGCUCGCAUGUUCUGCUGCGCUUUUCUACACUUGGCUGCUGUCUCCAUUUCUUAUAGACUGAGCUGCUCAAAUAUAUCAACGAACUUGCGUUGAGUAUGGGCGCUACCAAGUGUACAAUUGGAGGGGGGGCACACACCGAUUUUCCUUAACAAACGGAAAUAUAUUAAAAAGGAAUAGACAUGAAUAAAUAGAAUAGAUGAAGAAAAGACAGAUCUGUUGGCAGGGUUCAUUAAAGGGGGGCAUAUAGAAAAUAGUUUGUACUGUAUAUUGGAGGGGGACAGAUUGGUAUUGCCUCAACACCGGUGGGGACACAACCCCCCCCCACCAAAGAAUGCGUGGUUACGCCCAUGCCGAAGUGGCACCUAGUCAUUACCCGAUAUGAUGAGAGAAAUGUUGUUGAAGUCUUAAUAUUAUAUUAUAUUAUAUGAGAGAAAUGUUGUUGAAGUGUUGAGUGAAUCAUUCGUAGACAUUUUCAAAACGCUAGGAUUCUUUGUAGAUCUUACAAAUCAAUAACCUGAGCUGCAAUUUAUAAACUUUUCUCUCACUCACUCGCUUUCAGUAACCACUUUAUAGGAUCCUAUAUAAGUAUGAUAUACGAUAUAUGAUCCUAUAUACACUAAAUACACUAUAUAUAAGCAUGAGGCGGGAAAACGUUUCUCCGAGCCACUCAAAUCUCUCUCUCUUUUAUUAAACAGGUCAGAUGUACUGAAGGAUAGGAUCAGAUUUGUUUGGAGAUUGCAUUAAAGUUUGAAUCCUGAAGGUGCCACAG